AUGUCCAUUCAUUCUUCUUCCCUGCCGUCUUCAAGAAUCUCUCAGGCUCGAGCAUCGGGUAUUUCCUGUUUUCACCAGCACAAAGAAUGUCGCAAAUUAUGCCAUUCAGGCAAGAAGCCCGAGAGCACUGUUGCUUGGCUUAGCCAGGGUGUGAUCGUGCCAUAUUACUCCGCCAGUGGUGGAUUCGUGCUGGCGAUCUUCCCCAGACUGAAUGGUAAUUGUCUACGAGGUGGUCCGGGGUUUUGCGCCAAAGAUCGUCCACUUCCACCAGUUACCAUGCUCGAAUUUCCCCCAGACUGUGAGGAGUGA
Messenger RNA from Aspergillus puulaauensis, 309 nucleotides. RefSeq lists its product as uncharacterized. The record is from RefSeq and is a predicted model, not a curated record. Lineage: Eukaryota; Fungi; Ascomycota; Eurotiomycetes; Eurotiales; Aspergillaceae. The coding region runs from base 1 to 309 and encodes 102 amino acids. The transcript has a single exon.